This is a messenger RNA of Hippocampus zosterae (dwarf seahorse), 2352 nucleotides long. RefSeq names its product matrilin 1 (gene matn1). Gene Ontology annotation, molecular function: calcium ion binding. The record is from RefSeq and is a predicted model, not a curated record. Bases 142 to 1623 code for a protein of 493 amino acids. Lineage: Eukaryota; Metazoa; Chordata; Actinopteri; Syngnathiformes; Syngnathidae. The transcript is spliced from 10 exons.
UGGGGUGCUGAGUGCGUGUGAAGUACUUGCAUUGAUAACCUCCAGCUCAGAGUCCCUCAGUCUCACUCUGACUGUGGCCAGGAACUCCCCGGGUGCGUACGUCUGUCAGUCUCAGCUCAAACGUCGUCCUCGCUUGCCGCCAUGACGCUCACGCCGCCGCCGCCGCUGCUCCUGGCGCUCAUGCUGGCGCUGACUGGUGCGCAGGCCACCGUGGAUCGCCGCACAGCCGCCGCCAUGGCGGCAGGGCUUUGCAAGACGCGCCCCACCGACCUGGUGUUCAUUGUGGACAGCAGCCGCAGCGUCCGCCCCUCAGAGUUCGAGCAGGUCAAAGUCUUCCUGGCCAAGGUCAUCGAGGGCCUGGAUGUGGGGCCCAACGCCACCCGAGUGGGCGUGGUCAACUACGCUAGCCGCGUCAAGAAUGAGGUAUCACUGAAGACACAUCGCACUAAGGCCGGCCUGAUCAAGGCGGUGACCAAAGUGGAGCCCCUGUCCACGGGCACCAUGACUGGUCUGGCCAUCCAAUUUGCCCUCAACGUGGCCUUCAGCGAGAACGAGGGCGCCCGCGCCAAGUCUCCUGACAUCAGCAAGGUGGCCAUCAUCGUGACGGACGGCCGCCCCCAGGACAAUGUGAAGGACGUGGCCCAGCGGGCGCGCGACGCGGGCAUCGAGAUCUUCGCCAUCGGCGUGGGCCGCGUGGACAUGAGCACGCUGAAGCAGAUGGCCAGCGAGCCGCUGGACGACCACGUGGACUACGUGGAGAGCUACAGCGUCAUUGAGAAGCUCACCAAGAAGUUCCAGGAGGCUUUCUGCGUGUCGGACCUGUGUGCCACCGGGGAUCAUGACUGCGAGCAGGUAUGCCUCAGCUCACCCGGAUCAUACAAAUGCGCCUGCAAGGAAGGCUUUACCCUCAUGGACGAUGGCCGCAGCUGCAGCGCAUGCAGCAACUCGGCGACGGACGUGGUCUUCCUGAUCGACGGCUCCAAGAGCGUGCGUCCCGAGAACUUUGAGCUGGUCAAGAAGUGGAUCAACCAGAUCGUGGACAAGCUGGACGUGUCAGACAGCAAAGCGCACGUCGGCCUAGUGCAGUACUCCAGCCUGGUCCGACAGGAGUUCCCGCUUGGCCGCCACAACAACAAGAAGGACCUGAAGGAGGCGGUGAAGAAGAUGGCCUACAUGGAGCGAGGGACCAUGACCGGCCAGGCCUUGCGCUAUCUGACCGACAAGAGCUUCAGCGUGGGCCACGGCGCCCGACCCGGCGUCUCCAAGGUGGGCAUCGUCUUCACGGACGGACGCAGCCAGGACUACAUUGGCGACGCCGCCAAGAAGGCCAAGGAGAUGGGCUUCAAGAUGUACGCCGUGGGAGUGGGCAACGCGGUCGAGGACGAGCUGAAGGAGAUCGCUUCGGAGCCCAAAGGCGAACACUACUUCUACACGGCAGACUUCAAGGCCAUGACGCAGAUCGCCAAGAAGCUGCAGAUUAACAUCUGCCAAGAGGACGACCCAUGCGAGUGUGACUCCCUGGUUAAGUUCCAGAAGAAAGUAGAAGAAGCCCUGCAAGUACUAACGAAGAAAAUAGAGAAUAUGUCCAAGAGGAUCGCUCUGCUGGAGAACAAAAUCGUCUGAGGACUUGCGUCACGUAGUUCCCCAUUAAACCCUGCGGCCCCCCAAGUCCAAGCACCGGUUGCCAUGGAAACUGUGCCUUUGUAAAUACAAGUCUUCCCUCAUAGGGAAACCACAGAUGGUACCCUCACCCCCCAAAAGUAGCACUUUCACUUUAAAAAAAAAAAAAUCUGUCCUAUUUCUCACCCCCUUCUGUUCUUGUAUAUAAAAUAUUUAAAAUACAAGAAAAUGAAGAGAAAGAUUUGUAUAAUAAGGGUACAACCAUGGUGUUUAUUUUCCUAAAUAAAAAGAAUUUAGGAAGUAAAUCAAAAAUUGUAUUUCUUUCCCCCCCUCGUCAUCAUUAUUGACGCUGAAGGCACACUUUACAAACUUGAUUUCCCAAAACGUGGUCUAUCAGGACUUCAAGGACCCCUCAGUUCAGUCCGUGUCUCUUGGUUUUUGGAUAUGACGUUUGGAAUAAGCUAUUACAAAAAGAAAAAUCGUGAAUGGAUUUCGUCUGAAUAUAAUCAACAGUAAGAUUGACACGGUACAGACAAAGUGUAAUGGUUUGGUUUUCCUUUUUUAUUUCUUUUACGAGACAAAGAAUAUGGAUAGUCUUUGAUUUGGAUUCCCGGAAGUUAUCAGGACAGCAUUUCUCAUAAUGACCACAAGAUGGCGACAGCGUGGCGCUGGAUGAUGAUGAAAAACGCCUUAUACAUGGUUGUUUUUUAAUGUAAAAAAAACCCCACCUUA